AUGGGACAGAAAAUUGGUGAUGGUGGGGGCGGUGUUGGUGGUGGUGGUGGUGGUGGUGGUGGUGGUGGUGGUGGUGGUGGUGGUGGUGGUGGUGGUGGUGGUGGUGGUGGUGGUGGUGGUGGUGGUGGUGGUGGUGGUGGUGGUGGUGGUGGGAAUUGCGUUAUCGAUGACCGUUGGUCGACAAAUUGAAGGUUUCCAGAUCAGAAGGCAGAAGAGACAGCUGGGCAAGGGUGACGUAGGCGACGCAUUAGACGCAAAAUAAGCAGAUAAUGGCAGUCAGCGUUUUCACCUGGCAUAUGCCAGCCGAAAUUCAUGAAUCCUAACUUCGUCCACCUCCGAUAAAUCAAGGAAGACAAGACUAUCGAUCUGCGUCACAAGCCGGAGGUUGGGGGAGGCGUUUUAUUCCAACCAAAGGUUAUAUGGGUGAGCUGCGGUGCCGACGACCGUGAGAACGGGCAGCUGUGGUGUUCCGCAGUUAGUACAACUGUGUCUUCAGUGUAGUGUGGUCGUCUGGAUCGUGCACCUCUACAAGAUGCUGAAUAGCUCUUUUGUUUAAUUCGGAGCAACGAACAGACAAAUUUAGCCAAACAAUAUCCUUCUUUUCUUUGGUCACUUUCCUUGUGGUUAUCACUGGGAUUGGGUUUGCAGCCUCAUCGUGGAGAUGGCAAGGCGGUGGUCUACCCAACAGCUCAUCUCCGUCCAAAGCACGUCGUAUCGACUUCGCCUCCGGACAACGACACCUUCGUUGUUAUUAAAAUAACUGGCAUUGUGCACCUUGAAGAACUCCUGAAGUCGGUUGACUCGAAUAUUCAAUUCACGAUGAAAGAUGGAACAAACAACCAACUUCCCCUCCUCGGCGUGCUUGCGCGCCGCUGUUCAAUUGGAUAACAGCAAGCUCCAGCAUUUAGAAAAGUCGCCGACACGAGGUAACUACUACAUUUCAACAGCGAUCAUUUCCUAUCUGACAAAUGCAGCUGUGUCCAUACUAUUUCAAAAGGCUGAAAUACACUGUAAUACGACAGCAGACAAAAUGGCCGAAUGACUAUACUUCAGAACCUCUUCAGAGCUGGUACUAAUCCCAGCCAUUUUAUCGAGAAAAGGGGCCACGGAGCGCUCAGACGACGGACAAAGGAGCAGCAAUAUGACGUCUGGAGAAGUCGCCGAGACGCUCUCUCGACUGUUAUAACCCGCCAGAGUAAACAUAGCCCAUCGAUUCCAAGCAACAAUGUGACGCCGUUUGGCGCAACCUAAAGACAUGCUGCCACCCGCGGAAACCUUAGCAAUUGUCUGGAAAAUAAGCUGCAAUGAUGUGGACUGCAAUUAUGUUGGGGAAAUCGUGACAGACAUUGCAGACCGGCUCUCAAGAACACAGAUCGACAAUUCGGAGACUAUACUCAAACUCUCAGCCUGAUACGCACGUUGGAAAACUGGCCCUGAUUCUCAUCUUCAGGGAGCUAUCGCCUUGGGCCGGGACGUCUCAAAGGCAGAAAGGCCAACACUCGAGGCUUGACACCCAGAUGCCAACUCCAUCAACAGGCAUCAAAACCUUCCUACAGCUUACAAAGCCUCGCUCAACUAUAUUUAAGAAGGCCAUGCAGAUACAUCUCGAAGACAAACCCACUCUACGAGAAGGUAAAGGGUGGCCAGACCGACCAAUCCAGAUAGAGGCUCAAUCGCCUCCCCCCUCCAGAUAGUGACUCACAAAGCACACAGUUAAAAGUCAAUUGAACAUCCCCGAAAGGCCGAGGCAGAGAGAAAGGAAAAAAUCGAUCAGCAUGAGGCCAACUAGCUCGACACGCUACUUCCAUUUCUGUUCGAUUACGAGCUUUUACACUUUAACAAUGGUCAGCCAACUUAUCUACCGGAGGUGUCACCAUGCCAAUAAACCUAUUUCAGCGCACUGUUCUUAUUUCUCAAAUUAUCAGCCUGGGUAUCUCAAGUUUGCCAAUCGAAGCUAAUAGUUCCGAAUGAGUGAGCGGAUGCAGUGACAUGAUCGGUCUUUAAAUGAGGUAUGUGGCUUCAAUGGAUGAUGUCUACCACAGUGUUGGGCAUUGGAAAUCCUUUUAGAGGCCUGUGGACUUCACACUACGUUGAUUUUAACGUUAUCCAAGGACGUUAUCCAGGACCACAACUUGCGGCUGAUGCGAAGGAAGGUAAGCAGAUUAAUUUCAAUGGUGUCGGUGUUUUGCGGUGUGGGGUGGUUUCGUUGAGGUAACUGUGGACGAAUAGUCCACCAAUGGAUACUCCUGUCUCAAAUUAGAAAUGACAUUGGGCAGAGGUUGCGAAAGGUUGGAAUUUCGUGAUGUAAGUCACUUGUAAACCAGCCUGUGGGAUUUCCGCUUCUUUUUAUUCUUUUGUAUCCGGUUCGUUUUGAUGAUGGUUGCCCCCUUCUUUUGGAAAAACUGCAAUGUGGACAAUGCCACUGCUAUUGGAUCGAACGCCUUGAUAUGCAGUAGAUAACGCAACCCAUGAAAUGCGAUAAAAUUACUCUGAAUGAUCAUUUCGGGGCUCGUUUAACAUUGUGCGCAUGACUCAUUUAUCAAAAGUGUUCUGUAGAAGUAUUCUUCUCAUGCAUAAUAUACCCCUAAGUUGGUUUUUCAAUGAAAAUAUCUACAAAUUUAGUUUUUGCAGUUGAUCAAGAAUAUAUUUGUCGUGGACCUUCGGUUUGGACGUCCAUUGUUUCGGUGCCGAGGUUUGGUGUAUCAUUGAGUCAGUAAAUACGAUCACUACCAGCAUAAAAGAGAGCGCCAGAUAAUGCCCUAUUUACGUGAAUUUUUAUGAAAUAUUUUAGUUUGAAGGCUAUGCUAGAUCCCAACUGCAGAAUCUGUCACUUUGGUAGUUGAUCGUUUAUACUGAAAACCACAUAAUAUUCACUAAUAUAUGAGGGACGCCCUGAUUCCCAACGGACUUCACGAUCACCAAACAGUCAUUUUAUAGAAGAAAUGUUCUCUCGUUUCACGAAAGCUUGCAAACUUACGAUUUCAUCUCGAAACUCUGUUUUAGCUUCUUAGUCACGGGCCUGCCUCUAAGCAUGGUAUCUAGCUAAUUGAUAACCAGUCUGGAGUCUUACGGAAUUAAUCUUUUGUCCUUAACACGCCGUCUUGAAGUUGCCUAACUAAUUUUGCGAGCCUUUUUGAACAUCGUCAUUUCAUGAUCACUACCCAAAAUUGGUUUCGGUUCACAAUGCCGAAGGCACUUGUGAGAUUGGUGUAGAUCAUAGAGACUUCUCCUCAUUUGUUGACAUUGUUCCCGAAAUGGCCGAGCGUUCUGCGGUACUUUUGGGAUCUUUACCACACCACCGGGCGUAAUGCCCUGACUGGGAGCUUGGGCAGGAAGUAAGCAAGGGUUCUUCUAAACUACUAGGAACGAUCAAACCGUGUCGAGAAUCUAGCGUUUUCCUUUUCGUCCGACAAGACGUCCACAGUACCGUCCAUGAGAUUUUAUGGGUAUAUGUUAACGUAUGUAUUGUAGAGUUUACAGCCAGAGUCUUCAAUGAUUCUGUUAAUUUAUAGUUGCGUCAUUUCCCACAUACAACCACAUGGUGGAGUAUUACGAUCCGCCUAUCUAAUGUCCAGUGACUCAAAAUCUGUAGCAUUCUGCGGAGAUUUAGGCACUGUGCGGAGUUGUUGUGCUAAACAUUUUUUAUCCUGCCCAGGCUCCCUUUCACAGAGACAGUGAACGAUAGCUGUCAGCACCUGAUGCUGCUUGGAGCAUUUUGUUUACGACCGCAUAGUAGUUUACAUAUUAGAAUUCUGAUAUGCUCAGCCCAGCGGCUCAGGUCCUGUGCUUUCCCCAGUAACGAGGUAUUAUCACCUAUGACCGGCGAAAGUAAACGUUCAUUUUACCGAAUCCAGUCAGUCUAUCAAUUGGUUUGCAUCCCCAGAGUCUCUGUUUCACUUCGCUUUCUUUUAGAAAGAAUGAGAUUUUGUGUCCGACUGUGUUCAAGCAAAAUUAGUCUCGCAAUCGGAGGAGAGUUUGCAUUCCCUCAAAGCUAUCGCUGCGUCCGUUUUGUUGACCUCGGUCUGCAAGCUCAAGGCCAUGCGUGACGACGGUGCAAAUAAAAUCAACUUUUUUUCUCCCCAACAUCUGUGGACUCUAAGGCCUGCACAUUCUUCAGCUCGUUCUGAAUCUGUUAGUAGGACCCAAUCUGCUUUCCACCGUGCCAGGUAUAGGCGUCCCUAAUUCGGUUUGUGCUUUCUUCGCCGCAGACUGAUCCAGCGGUUUGAUUUUCAGCCUCAUUCUUAAAACGAGCAUAAAAUAAUCCAGUCCAGCAGCCCGCAGAACAUAGCGUUUUUGUCACCGGCUUAUCCAGUCGGGGAAUUCUUUUUACGAGCAAUCUAUCUGCUGCUUUAGGUGAUCUUCGUCCACACGUGAACUGAAGUCACCAAGACCAAAGAUUCGCUCCGCACCUCACACGGACACGAGGACGCGUAGAUACUCGAAAAACUUUACUUUCACACCAAAACGAAUUGUUCUUGAAGGAAAAUGACGAUGACGACCAUGUAGGAGUUAUAUCCUCACGUCGCGGGUCGUAUUCUAGUAGGAGGGGAGGGGACCCCCCACAAUAAUGUUUUUGAGAGCAAAAGGCCACAAAACCCUUUCUUGUUUCCUUUUGGCGGCCAUGAUGAGAGAUAUUGUAUCGCGUACCGGACAAAUUAACUGAAUUAGUCCUAGUAUCGAAUCUUGAAAAGAACAAGAAUGUCCGCCUUGUACUGAGCCAAUUAGCAGGCGGCCAGAUAUAUAUGUUCUUGUAGUAACCCUACUCCGAGCGCCUGUCGCAAUGCUGGGUCUCUCGCGAGUGUCUGCACAUGCGCAAUAAGGCUGUCUGGCGUUUGCCCACUCGGCUUUUCAACUGGUCAAUCAGAUUCGGGGCCGCGCCAGACGUGCUCUGGCUUAAGACGCUUUGACGCAUUCCCUUAUACACUUGGGACGCCGCAUUCCCGAAGCCGGAGGCACUUUGCUCUGGCUAUCAACUCCUUUCAAUCUCUUCUCCGGUUGUUCUGUACAGAAUAUACAAUCCUCUCAACUGGCGUCCAUCUUUUCUUCCCAUCCGAAAUCGAACCUGAAGGUCGCGGUUGCCAGGGUCUCGCUCUCGGCUUAGGAUUCUGCGAUAUUGGUAGUGUCUAAGCAAUUUGAGUGUGUACUCAGAGCACUACAAUCGUCAGGACAAAUCCCGUGUUGGAGGAGAAGAUAGAAGGCACCAGAAUGGGGAGUUUAUUGUAUACAGGAACCUGAGUUGUUCUCUGAGGCGACAGUGGCCGUUGGGGAAGGCGGGGCUGGUGUUGACUGCGUCCAGUCAUGUCUGAGAGUUCUAGAGAUAGUCGUAGCAGCCGCUUUUGUAGGUUUAUGGGCAAUUUGAAGUGGUGUCCAAUUGGUUUGUUGCAUUUUCCGAGGGCUAGUGUCCGAGCGUUUUUGGUUGCAGGGGGAUGGCGAGUUUAAGUGGCGUAUGGGCAUCUGCGACCCUAUGAGUGCAUGUGCGCCCGAGGUGAAGUCGGUCGAGUGGCUGCAAGUCAGCGGGUGUGGAACCGCUCGCUGCAAAGGGGAAUGAUCUUGACACGAUGGCGUAUUGAACAAGGAGGCCAGACAUGUCCACGAUGUCUGCCGGCAACAUUCUCGUCAUCGGUCUACGGGCAAUUCUACUAUCUAAGUAGUAUGAGCAUUCCACGUAGCCAGAAUAACCGAUGUCAUUCUGUCGGGAGGUAUGGAAAGAAGGGGACGAGCCUUGCAUUUGAGUAUAUCUAUUUAAUAACAAUUAUAGAGGAAGGCAGCCAUGGGUUUUUCCGUCGACGACACGGUCUACUCGCUUCUGGAGUCCCUUCUCUUACGAGAUUGUAAGCAGUGCUUCCUUCAACAAGAAUGCUUGGACAUCGCAGGUCCCUGCUUCGUCUACUUGGAUCCAGGGUUGGACUUGUGCAAAAUGUAGCCCGCCUAGAGGGUUUUUGCCAAUCAAUGGGAUAUGCUACUUAACCCUGGCACACAAACUGCUGGUCUCUAUUCCGUUCCACAGAUCUAACGACUUCGAAAUUAAAUAAAUCUUCGAGCGAAACUACAUUUUAAAAUUGUACCAGGGGUCAUCAAGCAACAACCAAACGAGUGUUUGCAGCCGUUCCUUUGAACGAAAUAAAUUGAACAACAAAAUUUAUUGGAGUGCAAAAAAACGCACUUGCAAUUUGAUGACUUUUAAGAAAUGCAAUAAUAAAAAUAAUCAAAAGUUGCCUUCCUCAGCGAUAUUUUAUCCCGCUUUCCAUAAGUAUCUCAAGGUACACCAGCAAACCGAACAAAAGUUGCGCCGAAUUUGGUGGAAUCUAAAACCAGGAGACUGGAGAUUGUGCAGUAGAAAAAUCCCAGCCCCAACAAAGUCCUUAGGCCCCUCAUUCUCUGAAUUCUUACUGAUUCAGCGGGAAAGUAGACUUUGCCAGCUGCAGAUCAGAACACUGCCACACUGGUGAGUACGAAGGCUACGACUGUAAGGACGGCCACUGCGCCACGGUGUCCAACUGCAGCCAAUGUCGUGAGGAGAAUGAUUACGACUGGUGUGGUGGUCAUGCUCUAAGCAACAUAAGCAACUACAUAUAUGCGGUUAUGCACUGUCAGCCACAAAGUCUAAUGCGUUUGCAGUACACUGUCCCUCUGUAACUCGCAUCAAUUUUAUCAAUGCUGAUUAUAAUGUUGCAUAUCAUUACGUAGCCCACAAAAUCCGAAAUAUAUAAACCCCGCCAGAUUUAACUCUCCCGCACUCUCAAAUUCCAGACUUCUUGCAUAGUGAAUUCCAGCGCCUAGGCCUGCAGUGACAAGCCUAGCAUGUCCACAGAUUUCCAGAGAGUUGCAACCGACAUCUAAGAUAACCAAGAUCGACAAAUCCAUACUCCAUUAGGCCAUCCCAUGAACAGCUGACAGAGUGCACUCAUAAAUCGAACGCAGCAGCACCCGACUCACUGGUGUAUAAAAGACCCACAGACUGAUGCCUCUGCAACAAAACAACAACCACAGCAGCCAUGAAACUCCUCAUCCUCUGCGCUCUUGUCGCUGUCGCCUCAGCCCACUACUACCCGGAGUCUCAUUACGGCAGUGUUGGUCGCGGUCACUUCCACGGCCAUGCCGCCGUGAAGGGCGACAUCUACUUCGAUGGGUGCUACGAGGAGACCUGCCACAAGGGUGACUACUUCGGCUAUGGCUGCAAGGCCGGUCGCUGCGCCUACAUCUGCCACCCCAAGGGCUGCUACGAAUCCCAUGCCUUCUCAGAGACCAGUGCUGAGAGCUGGGGUGAACAGGAGGGCUACGGCAAACGCUUUGAGGAGGGUGGUUCCAAGGGUCAGAGCCAGUACAAGGGUCACGUGCAAUUCAGUGGUCGUGUAGACUUUGCGGGCUGCAGCUCGGAGCACUGCCACAGUGGUGAGUACGAGGGCUACGACUGCAAGGACGGUCACUGUGCCACGGUGUGCAAGGGCAGCGAAUGCCACGAGGAGAAGGAGUACGGCGGCUAUGGCUACGGCCACGGCUAUGGCUAUGGUUACUAG
Spirometra erinaceieuropaei is the source of this 7517-nucleotide messenger RNA. Lineage: Eukaryota; Metazoa; Platyhelminthes; Cestoda; Diphyllobothriidea; Diphyllobothriidae. The record is from the annotation of a GenBank genome assembly.